AUGCUUGAUGUAUGGUUGCUAUAUUACGGCUUUGCGGUUGCGGUCUUGACGGUCCUCGGAUCUGUGAUUUGGUUUGUAUUUUCAUCCAAACGCCAGCAGAAAUGGAAUCGACGAGCUACCACUGUUGGAGAUGCCUCUUUGAAAUCCUUAAGUUCCGAAUCAACGUACCUCAGCACCGAGAAAUGUAUCAAGGAGGAUUUCGCCGUGGCCAAUGGAUCACUUCUGGAGAAUGCCUCAAAUCAAAAGAAACAGUCCCUGGCGAAAUUGAUAACAGACCUUUUGCCUUCACGACGUGGAUCCAUCGCCUCGCCUUUGUCGGAUGCCCCAAGCUCUAGCACUUCUUCGGGGGAGUUGCCAAUGACCACUCGAAGUCAAGAGGAAAUCGAAUCUUUUGGGGAUUUUCCUGACUACGCUACGUUAAGCGGAGUAAGAUUACCAAAUGUCUAUCCUGAAUUCAACAUCGAGAAAGCUUUACCCAGACCCCAUAGACCGUUUCGGUGGGCAUACCAUCAAACUAUGGCAUUCUGGAAAAUGGAACCUGACUGGUGGAUCGAGCUUGAAAACACCUAUAUUGAACGUAUUCGCGAACGAAGAGAGUUGUUUGCCCUUCAUGGGAAGGCUAUCCUAGAUUGCCUUCCCGGCUCCGAAGCGGCCUGUAAGGAAUUGAUGGAAAUGGUUCUCCAAUUUCUCGUAACUCGUUACCCUCAAUACUUCUGUCUUGUCAGUACGGUCUCAGGGAAGGCUCCAGACCUCUUCAUCAACAAAAUCCUAGAUAAGAGGUUUCGUCUCAGUGAAAUGGACCCGCUUGUAGUCCUCCUUGAGAACGUUCCGGAAGACUUUGCGAUAACGAUUCCGGACCCGGAAUCAGAGGGGCAAUAUAGGUUUAAGGCUGGUGUUAUUUGCAGCGCUAUCGGAUGGACACUAGGAACCAAGAUGGGAAUGACGUUGGCAGAAAUUCAUUCUCCAGUUCCGGAUUAUAAAGAGAAGCUUAAGUUUUCUUUAGACAGAUUCUUCACCAAAUUACUCCCCAGUGCGCCUAUUCAACGCGCUUCCUGGGGUUUCGAGUUUGGCAAGCCAUUAUUUGCGCCACCUGGCGACAGCCACGAGCUCCACCGCCUUUCACAAGACCCAGCGCUAACCGUUGACGAAAUCUAUCUCCGCGUUGACUGGCAAACCCUGCGGCGAAUUCCGUUAUCUGGCGCGAUUGUAUUCAACUUCAAGGCAGUGUUCACUCCAGCAUCUGAACUCAGGGAUGAACCGGGAGUUCCGCAGAUAGCAUCUAAGGUCUUGAGAGAGGGGAAGAAGAACUUGAUGGAUUACAAGAAUACGUGGCAUUUAGAGCAUGUCUUGUUGCCAGUGUUGGAUAGGUGGAGUGAGGAGCAAGUGAAGGAAGGUUUGGUCGAGAAGGAUUGGGAGGUUACAACGUUGGAGGACAGCCCGUGGUUUAAGGGUUGGAGGGAAAAGUGGAAACGGCAACAGGGAUUUUGA
Molecule: messenger RNA, 1488 nt
Organism: Morchella sextelata
Lineage: Eukaryota; Fungi; Ascomycota; Pezizomycetes; Pezizales; Morchellaceae
Exons: 3
Coding region: 1-1488 (495 amino acids)
Source: RefSeq, a predicted model, not a curated record